Molecule: messenger RNA, 1341 nt
Organism: Magnolia sinica
Lineage: Eukaryota; Viridiplantae; Streptophyta; Magnoliopsida; Magnoliales; Magnoliaceae
Exons: 4
Coding region: 667-1170 (167 amino acids)
Biological process (GO): microtubule nucleation; meiotic cell cycle; spindle assembly
Cellular component (GO): centrosome; gamma-tubulin complex; equatorial microtubule organizing center
Molecular function (GO): microtubule minus-end binding; gamma-tubulin binding
Source: RefSeq, a predicted model, not a curated record
GGCCUGGAUCGUGAAACCAUCGGCCCAACUCAUAUAGAACAGGUGCAUCAGAACUCUAUUCACGUUUUGAUGCGUCAUGACCCGAUAAUUCUUUUGAAUAUGCUGCAGUCGACUUCCUAACUUCGGUCACGGUUUAAAUUUCCUCUGCAAAUAAUUUCAAAAAAAAAAAAACUCUGGAGCAAGAUUUAGUAACGAAUGCCUCAUAUUGAACGUUCAGACAGAGGGCUGUUUAUGUGGCACUCCUCUCCCCAGCUCAUUCCAAUUUUCUCUCCCCCUUUUUCACCGCUCUCCUUUCCCUUGAGGAUGUGUGAAUGACCGCUUGGAAUUUCAGUAAUUUGAUGAAAUACUCAAACAAGGUACUUGAGUAGGCACACACUUCAAGACAAUACACGUGAGACCAAUGCCUGCAUGAUUUCCAGCCUUGCUUAUUUUUUAGCCAAUGAGCAGGGUCCACAUCUUAAACGACUUGAAAAUUACACAAUUUCAAGGGGUGCAUGUGUUUUGCACCCGCACCAUGCAAUUUCUCACUAGCCGAUCCAUAUAGUACCUGAAACUGCAUGUUCUGUGCCUUCUCAGGGUGGAGGGACCACAAGGAUCAACCAUAAGCAUCGCUUGCUGGUUAAGCAGAAGCUUCUCCAUUUUGUGGAUGCAUUCCAUCAGUAUGUCAUGGAUAGGGUGUUCCACAGUGCAUGGCUUGAACUCUGCAAAGGUAUGGCAUCUGCAGGCUCUCUUGAUGAAGUCAUAGAAGUGCUCGAGGCCUACGUCUUGUCUAUCCAACGGCAGUGCUUCGUGGCUCCUGAUAAGUUGUGGGCAUUGAUUGCAAGCCGGAUCAAGAGCAUUCUUGGGUUGGCUCUUGAUUUCUACUCCAUACAGCAGACGCUGUGCAGUGGUGGUGCUGUUCCUGCUAUCAAGACGAGAUGUGAAAUGGAAGUGGAUCGGAUCGAGAAACAGUUCGACGAUUGCAUCUCCUUUCUACUCAGAGUACUAUCAUUCAAGCUCAAUGUGGGGCACUUCCCUCAUUUGGCAGACUUGGUUACUAGAAUCAACUACAAUUAUUUCUACAUGUCUGAUAAUGGCAACUUGCUAACCAUCCCCGGCUCAGAUACAACUUCUAAGCUGGGAAAAGCCUUCCGUCAAGACCCGACUCAUAAGGAAUGCUUGGUAUGUUAGUCGAUGACUUGUGUUUUCUUCGGGAUUCAUAUGGGAUUUGGAAGGGGAACAACAUGAUGUAUGACACAGUGGUGUUGCUGUGAGGAGGAAAAUCAUGUCUAAGAUUGUUAGAAGGGUGCUAGCAAGACUAGAAUUCAGCGGCCACUCAUUUUCAAUUUCAAUGGAGAUGUU